GCCUUGGCAACCCAACUGGUGAGUGUAUACUCCAAGCCUGGGUUGGAUCAAAACAAGGUUUAUCUUCAGUUACUGUUUACGGCUCUAUUUGUUUUUUACCGACAUAUGAAACUCAAUGGCAUGGACAGAUGAUAAUUACCCACAGUUUCAGCAGUGGAACCAGGACGCACAGAAUGUGCAGAUAAUUCAACAGCCUGCUUCCCAGCAGCCCACCACCAUCCUACAGCAGCUCCCUGCUGCUGUGUCAUCUCCCACUCCCUCCAUCCGGCCAGGACACUUCAAGCAGGACCUGGUGGAGCUGAUGAUGAUCCAAAAUGCUCAGAUGCACCAGGUCAUCAUGAACAACAUGACCAUGUCAGCCCUCAGCUCAUUUGGCCAUUCCCAGCCCCAGCUCCACCCUCCGUCUACCUCUGAGGAGGAGGAUUCAGAGGUGUACCACUACCAUUACCAGCCUCCCCCGGCCUACCUGCCCUACCCAGCCUGGUUUCCUCCACCCCAGCCUCACCCUAGCCUGGUCUACCGCAACACCCCUGAACCCCUGGAGCUAGCACCCUCACCACACAGAGACACCACCAGAAGAGCGGUCCCACCUCCUCCCCCACCCAGCGCUACCAGGACCGUGGGUGCUGACGUCCCUCCAGCAACAGAUUACUAUGACGCUACGGAGAGAAGACAGUGACAACAACAGCAGAAAUCUACAGCUUCCAUUCAUCGUUAGCAAGAUAGAGUCAUUCUAAACGUGUCAUAGUAAACAGAACUACAUUUCA
Messenger RNA from Salmo salar (Atlantic salmon), 767 nucleotides. Lineage: Eukaryota; Metazoa; Chordata; Actinopteri; Salmoniformes; Salmonidae. The record is from RefSeq and is a predicted model, not a curated record.